Messenger RNA from Phyllopteryx taeniolatus (common seadragon), 1203 nucleotides. RefSeq names its product bublin coiled coil protein (gene bbln). The record is from RefSeq and is a predicted model, not a curated record. The transcript is spliced from 2 exons. The coding region runs from base 240 to 548 and encodes 102 amino acids. Lineage: Eukaryota; Metazoa; Chordata; Actinopteri; Syngnathiformes; Syngnathidae.
ACAAUCUUUGCGAGCAAAGUAAAUCCCCUUCGUUACGCAAAUUAAUACAUUACAGUACAAUACAAUAUGUAGUACAGUAUUGACGUCUCAUCUAGAGCUAAAAUAAGACUAUCGUAACUAGUGUGCAACACUUUUAUUCGUCUUUUUCUGAGUUGUUGUAUUGCGAAUGGUCGUUCGGUGUCUACGUCAAUUGUAAACUGUGGAAUAUAGUAAACUAAGAUAACGGUAGCAUUAGUAGAAUGUCUGGACCAAAUGGAGAUCCUGACAUGACCAUUGACGAUGGCAUCAUCGAGGACGGCGACGAAUUUAAUGACGAGGAGUUUGUAGCCAUUAACUCCAUGCUGGACCAGAUCAACUCGUACCUGGACGCCCUGGAGGAGAGAAAUGACGCCCUCAACAGCAAAAUGCACGAACUCCUUGAGUCCAAUCGGCAAGCCCGGCAGGAGUUCAGAGCCCAGCUCCAGGAGCGACGGCCCGGGGACGAUCGCUCCUCUUCGCCAGGCAUUGAGGAGGACCACGAUGAAGACACGAGAGAGGCUCGCAACUGAACAGUGACACCAGUUACAAUGCGAAGAAUCUUUCCUUAAGCAAGAUACUUUUAAGAGCGUAUAUUAAAUCUCUGGUUCUGAAUAUUCCCCCUAAAUGUGAUUCCUUGUGAUAACACAAGAGGCCAUCUUCCCAGUUUGCCUGCAUUGUUGUCUCUGUAAUGUAUGUGUGUCAAAAUUAUGCCGUAAUGUUUAUUUUCUCUGUUCAUGCUGUCUGGAAAACGAAAAAAAAAAAAAAAAAAAAGUUUACACCAGUGUUGGGAAAUGAGACAUUUUAAUAUAAAUCAAAAUGACAUCAAAAAAAUACAUUCAGCAUUUUAGAAAACAUCUUGAUUUCAGUUUUGUCUGUAGCUGAAUAAAAAUAGUCAUAAGAAACAAGAUUUGUUUUGAAAUCACAUCAUUCAGAGCUACAAUAUAUAUCUUCCUGCGGACAAAAACAAUGGAGGGGGGCGGGGGCUUGUGCUAAUCAUGUGCCUGGUCAUCAGGGUGAUGUCAAGCUUUGCUACAUAUGAGCAAGACUUUGGCUCUAAAUAACUACAACUGAGGAUGAAAUGUUUCCGGAACAGUUAAGAAAAAGGAAGUGAUGCAUUAGUGAACCCCUUUCAUAACAGAAUGGUGCAAAAAGUGAAGCCAAAAUAAACUGUGUGUGGUUUAAGAA